Messenger RNA from Lepisosteus oculatus (spotted gar), 2234 nucleotides. RefSeq names its product paired like homeobox 2Ba (gene phox2ba). The record is from RefSeq and is a predicted model, not a curated record. NCBI's taxonomy places the organism in Eukaryota, Metazoa, Chordata, Actinopteri, Semionotiformes, Lepisosteidae. Gene Ontology annotation, molecular function: DNA-binding transcription factor activity, RNA polymerase II-specific; RNA polymerase II transcription regulatory region sequence-specific DNA binding. Gene Ontology annotation, biological process: regulation of transcription by RNA polymerase II; enteric nervous system development.
AAUAAGACCAACCGCUUUGCUAUUGUCCAAGUGGAAAGAGCCAAGUUUAUUAUGAGGACUAUAUGCUCUAGAGACCUCAGGCAAGGCUGCUCAUAGGAGGCUUUUCAUAAAACAAGGCUCUGCCCGUAUAAAGGAGGCCAGUUUUGAAUCAGGCGCUGAGCAGUACACAUCUACUCACCGUCUCGGCACCUUCGCCCGCCGCCUCCCCAUCGCCUUUUUCUUUUUCCGCUUUUGGUGCAACGUUUCCUCGAGCCUUUUCAAUGUAUAAAAUGGAGUAUUCUUACCUCAAUUCCUCUGCCUACGAGUCGUGUAUGGCUGGGAUGGACACUUCGAGCCUGGCGUCAGCCUAUGCGGACUUCAGCUCCUGCAGCCAAGCCAGUGGGUUUCAGUAUAAUCCUAUAAGGACCACUUUCGGGGCUACCUCGGGAUGCCCUUCCCUGACUCCCGGGUCGUGUAGUCUUGGGACGCUCAGAGACCACCAGAGCAGCCCGUACGCAGCAGUUCCCUACAAGCUCUUCACUGACCACGGAGGCUUAAACGAGAAGAGAAAGCAGAGGCGCAUCCGAACUACUUUCACCAGCGCUCAGCUGAAGGAGCUGGAGAGAGUUUUUGCCGAGACCCACUACCCUGACAUCUACACCAGAGAGGAGCUGGCGCUGAAAAUUGACCUCACGGAAGCUCGAGUCCAGGUUUGGUUCCAGAACCGUCGCGCCAAGUUCCGCAAACAGGAGCGGGCAGCAGCUGCGGCCGCCGCCGCCGCCAAAAACGGUUCCUCGGGCAAGAAAUCCGACUCCAGGGAAGACGAGAGCAAAGAGCCAAAAGCGACCGACCCCGACAGCACAGGAGGUCCUGGCCCCAACCCCAAUCCCACCCCUAGCUGUGGAGGGCCCAGUCCGACUGGGGGACAGGGAAAUACCGGGGGCAACGGGGCAGUCGAACAAGUUAAAUCUUCCGGAGCAGCUGGCCUGGGCGGGGGAGCUCCCGGUCAGGGCUGGGCGUCCGCCCCGGGCACAAUCACCUCCAUUCCUGACUCGUUAGGUGGACCGUUCGCCAGCGUACUGUCGUCUCUUCAAAGACCGAACGGAACCAAAGCUACUUUAGUAAAAAGCAGCAUGUUCUGAAUGAGCUACGCGAACGUUUUACACACCACGUAUCAUUGUACCUGUCGACUAAGUGACCCACGCAAGAGGGAUAUGCCAAAAUCCGGGAGCUCUUCCUCUUUUGUUUUUUAAAAAGGGAAACUUUAGCAUCAGGAAGACCCGUUAACGGGCUGGCACGAAUGUCAGCGGCAGACACUAUGCUUCAGUUCAGAAAAGAAACUGGUUAUGAACUACAGUGAAGCGAACCAGUGACCUGGCUGACAUUAGACUUCGUGUAGAAGAGACUUUUUCUUGGGGGGACGGGGUGAGGUUAACGCCAGCACUUGUGUUGAUUUUGUUAGGAAUAUUGGCUGUGACACGGUGAUCUACUUACUGGUGCCAGAUUGUUUCUUGAUAGUUUUUUAUACAUCUGUAAAAUAGAACAUGGUUUUUAUUCAUUUAGAUUUGCGUUUUUCAUGGUUGUCGACAUCUCCCUGUAAUAUGGCAUUUGGAGAACUUUCAUCAAAAAGACGGGACAACCGCAAAAGCUGACGUCGGAAGUGCAAAAGUCCUUUAUUCAAUGGGAUUGCUUAUUUUGUAACGUAACACGUAGCCACAAUCUGUCCGGUAGAACAUGUGUAAAAUAUCCACCGUUUCACGGUUUUUUGAAAACUUUUAUUUUAUUACUGUUAUUUUUAUUUUCCCAAAGGCACAAAGAAAAAAAAUGUCACUACUGACAGGAAUACGUAAACGUUUUUGUGUGUCUUUCUACAGCUGUGUUGUGUGACUCGAUUGUAUAGUGUUAAUAUAAGUAUAAAAUUGUCUACUAUAGUUGAUCCUAGAAAAUGUUUACCCUCGUAGUUUAUGGAGAGUCUUUAUGAAAUUUUACAGGUCAUCACGGGUUCAUUUCUUUUGAAGCAAAUCGGACUCAAACAUGGUAUUUAUUUUUAUCAUUCGCAUGUUACUCUUCAUUUUCUGUCGACUUCUCGCGUUUUGUUCUUUUUUUGGUGAACAUAAUCUCAUGUUUUGUUCAGGAUUUGAAAAUUAUUUAUAUGUAGGUAUAAUGAAUGCUUAUAUUUAAAAAGGAAAUAUUUCUACAUGUGCAUAUAGUUUUCCAGAAGUGUACCAUUAACUUGGUUGUUAAUAAUAAAAUGA